GACACAGGAUUCAGUAUGUCAUUUUUUAAUUUCCGUAAAAUAUUUAAAUUGGGAGCUGAGAAGAAGAAGAAACAAUAUGAACACGUCCGCAGAGAUGAAAAUCCAGAAGAAAUAUGGGACAUUGUUGGUGAAUUGGGAGAUGGAGCCUUUGGGAAAGUGUACAAGGCUCAGAACAAACAGACGGGCAUCCUAGCUGCCGCCAAAGUUAUUGACACAAAGACUGAGGAGGAGCUGGAGGACUACAUGGUGGAGAUUGAUAUCCUGGCCUCCUGCGACCACCAAAACAUUGUCAAACUGCUUGAUGCUUUCUAUUAUGAUGGCAAACUCUGGAUUCUCAUUGAGUUCUGCGCAGGAGGGGCUGUGGACGCUAUCAUGCUCGAACUGGAGAGAGCCCUCACAGAGCCUCAGAUCAGGGUGGUGUGUAAGCAGACUCUGCAGGCCCUCGUCUACCUCCAUGACAACAAAAUCAUCCACAGAGACCUGAAGGCCGGCAACAUCCUCCUCACACUGGACGGUGAUGUUAAGCUGGCUGACUUUGGCGUGUCUGCCAAAAACACCAAAACGCUGCAGAGGAGAGACUCCUUCAUUGGAACACCUUACUGGAUGGCUCCAGAAGUGGUUAUGUGCGAGACGUCAAAGGACCGUCCAUACGACUUCAAGGCAGAUAUCUGGUCCCUCGGGGUCACCUUGAUUGAGCUGGCACAGAUUGAGCCGCCGAAUCAUGAGAUGAACCCUAUGAGAGUCCUGCUGAAAAUAGCCAAGUCCGAUCCUCCAACCCUGAUGCAGCCGUCACGCUGGUCCCCAGAAUUCAGUGAUUUCUUAAAGCGGUGUCUGGACAAGAAUGUAGACAACAGGUGGACUGCGACACAACUCCUACAGCAUUCGUUUGUGUCCAGUGUGACGGACAACAAACCACUGAGGGAGAUAAUAGCUGAGGCGAAGGCUGAGGUCACCGAGGAGAUAGAAGAGCACAAAGAGGAGGAAGAGGAGGAAGACACAGAAGCACAUCUGGGUCACAAACGCGCUCCGUCUGAUGUCAGCGUUGCCAGCUCUGAGGAUGAGAAGAUCCCCCUCUCUCCUUCAAUAUUGGAAUCAGUCCCUGAGAAGGUUGAGCCAGCUCUACCCGUGCCCACACCCAGUGAGCUCCCUGUGGACAACCAUGUGGUGGACACUAGCUUUGUAGAGGAACCCCCUGCCCCAGCAGCAGAAGAGCAGACAGAGGAGACUUCAAACACUCCAGUGGAGGAUGAAGAGAAAGAAGAGAAACCGGUGGAAGAUAAGCUUCCGGAGGUAGAUGUUGCCUCACCAGAACCAGAGACUGAACCACAGGCACCUGUUAAAGACAUGGAGCAGCUGGAGAUAUCUGUUGAGGAUGAAAAGGAAGUGGACACAGCCGAGGUUCCAGCCAAUUCAGAGACCACCACAGAGAGUUCAGAGAUCACCGAGGCUCCUCAGGAGGAAAAGACGCCCGUUGAGGAGGAAUCAAAAGCACCAGAGGAGGAGGAGGAGGAGGAAGAGGAGGAAGAGGAGCCAUACAAACAUCUCAAGAUGACUCUGACACUACCAGGGAAGGAUGAAGUCGUCUCAAAAGAGCAGAAUGGAGAGAAGCCCAAAGAAAAGGAUGAAACAAAUGCAGAUGAGAAGACUGUUCCAGAUAAGGCUAAGGAUGACAAAGAGAAAGAUUCAGAUUCGGGAAGCGGCUCUGCUGCAGAUAAUAGCAGUGCAGACCUGAAUCUGUCUAUCUCAAGCUUUCUGUCCAAAACAAAAGAGCCUGGAUCUGUUUCCGUACAGGACACCAGGCGUCAGAAGAAGACACUGAAAAAGACACGCAAGUUCAUCGUGGAUGGAGUAGAAGUUAGCGUGACUACAUCAAAGAUCAUCACUGACAAUGAUACCAAGAACGAGGAGAUGAGAUUCCUGAGGCGCCAGGAGCUGAGGGAGCUGCGUCUCCUGCAGAAAGAGGAGCAGAGGGCCCAGCAGCAGCUCAGCAACAAGCUGCAGCAGCAAAAAGAACAGAUCUACCGGCGCUUUGAACAGGAGACCACGAGUAAGAAGCGUCAGUACGACCAGGAGGUGGAGAACCUGGAGCGGCAGCAGAAGCAGACCAUCGAGAGGCUGGAGCAGGAGCACACCAACCGGCUGCGGGACGAGGCCAAACGCAUCAAAGCUGAGCAGGACAAAGAGCUGUCCAAGUACCAGAACAUGCUGAAAAACCGCAAGAAGGAGGAACAAGAGUUUCUUCAGAAGCAGCAGCAGGAUCUAGACAGCGCUCUGAAGAAGAUCAUCCAGCAACACAAGCAUGAGCUCGCCACCAUCGAGAGAGACUGCCUCAACCACAAGCAGCAGCUUCUCAGAGCUCGGGAAGCUGCCAUGUGGGAGCUGGAAGAGCGCCAUCUGCAGGAGAAACACCAGCUGUUCAAACAGCAACUUAAAGACCAGUACUUCAUGCAGAGACAUCAGCUGCUGAAAAGACACGAGAAGGAGAUGGAGCAGAUGCAGCGCUAUAACCAGCGUCUGAUUGAGGAGAUGAAGAACAAGCAGACACAGGAGAGAACCAGACUGCCAAAGAUCCAGCGCAGCGAGGCCAAGACCCGCAUGGCCAUGUUCAAGAAGAGCCUUCGCAUCACCGGAGCUGCCAUCACCCCCGAACAGGAGAGGGAGAAAGUCAAACAGUUUGCUGCUCAGGAAGACAAGAGACAGAAGAACGAGAGGCUCCACCAGCAUCAGAAACAUGAAAACCAGAUGAGAGACCUGCAGCUGCAGUGUGACGCCAACAUCCGAGAGCUUCAGCAGCUGCAGAACGAGAAAUGCCACCUGCUAAUCGAACAUGAGACCCAGAAGCUGAAGGAGCUGGACGAGGAGCACAGCCUGGAGCUGAAGGAGUGGAGGGAGAAACUACGACCCAGGAAGAAGGCCCUGGAGGAGGAGUUUGCCAGGAAGCUUCAGGAACAGGAAGUGUUCUUUAAGAUGAGCGGAGAGUCGGAGUGCCUUAACCCCUCCACCCAGAGCCGCAUCUCCAAGUUCUACCCGAUCCCCAGCGUCCACUCCACUGGUUUCUAGAAGAAACCUGCACACUUACAGACACACAAACACAAACACAAACACAAACACAAACACACACAGACACACACACACACACACACACACACACACACACAAUCUGGACUGUAAAGACUGAGCCUGUGCUGCCUUCCCUUCAUGCUCUGACUUCUAUCAGAGGAUGUAAGAGGCUUCUAUGUCUCUGGACUCCAGUGUUUGUUCCUCAGUCUGCAACAACAAGACCCUCACUCUAAUAUAUACUCGCAAUGUCAGAGUCAUUAUGAAGGAGAUUUUCAGAUUGAGUGUUUCGGUCAUAACCUCAAAACCACUAAAGUGAAGUAGCUCUCUGUCCGACCUUCAUUUAUCAUUGAAUUAUUUUAUAAAGAAUCCAGUGCCUGUAAAAUUUGAUGUUUUGGGCUUUUAAAUCCAAGCAAUUUCUGAUAAUUAUUUGCUGCUCAAUUUUUCUCUGGUUUAGACAUUUGCACUAAAGAAAGCAUAGCAUUUUUAUACCACUUAAACAUAAUGUUGUUAACUUAAUUUGGUUAAAUCUCCAAUAGCAACUGUUUCAUUUCUAGUUGAUCAUAAAAUAGAAUGUAUUUCUCAUAAAGGAGAUGGAGCACAUUUUUAAUAUUGCUCUUGUUGAAGGUUUGAUGAUACUAUAUAUUUUUAUGAAAUCAUACAUAUGUGUUAGAAUUUUAGGUUUAGAUGCAUUUUGAAAUAAAAUGUCUAGUUUAGGAAGUUUUUCCUGCAGAAAAUGAUUCCUUCCAUCCUUCAGGGUUUUUCUUCAGAAUGCCUUUCUGUCUCAAGACUUGAGACUCAAGCAGUAAAUGGUGGAAACCAUUAUUUUCUUUGUUGCAAACAGUGCAGGAGGUGUAGAGAUGGUGUUUACAUUCAGAGACAAAGAAUCACUGUUAAUUGACACUAAGGAAUUACUGUGGUGUCACAGGAAAAAGACUGCCACUGUUUUUACCACUGAACAAGCAUUUAUGUACCUGUUUGUUGGUCUGGUCUGUCACACCGCUAUCCAUUACUGUCAUGUCUCUAUAGGAGCAUUAUUCAGGGAUGGAGAAAGGAUGCAACAUUUUUUCAUUGGAAAAUAUAUAAUUAUAUGAAAAAAAUUCCAACUACAAACAGCUUUCUUUUUAGCUGGGUUGUGAUGCAUCUUUGUAUUUUCUUUGGUUUUCUUCCUCUGCCACCUCAUAAGGUAUUUUGCUACCAGAUGUAUCAUGGGUAGGCCUGCAUGGCUUUCAUUUUCUCUUUUUUAUUGAAAUGAUAAUACUGUUUUCAUUGUCAUGCUAGCUAAUAGCCUUAAUACUUCAGAAAAGCUGAAUGGACAUACUGUAUACCUGUUAAAGAUGUUGGUCUUUGCUCUUUGUUUUAUGAAGAAUAUUAACACUUUCAGAAUGAUUUCAUUCAACAGACUUUAUUGCAUCUGUAUUCAUAGAAACAAAAAGAGAACCUGAGCUCUUAGCAUGUGUUUUUUAUUAUUUAGGCUGAUCUAUUAUGAAUUUAGCAUAAAGUUUGAUGCAGUUGAUGCAAAACAAAAUGGACCUGACUGGUUUAGGCCAUCUUGACUUCUGAUUGGUUCAUUUUAUCAUCUCAUUUUCUUUGUAAUUGGCUAGUGAGAGUUACGGUUAGUAAAAGGUAUUUAAUAACGGAGCUGUUAUGUACAAAAACACAAUGAAGGAGUGCUGUGCACCUUUUUACAAAAUGAUACUCAGUAGCUAUUUAUAUGAAAAGCUGUCGUGCACACUGCAGUGUCUGUGCUGCUGCUCAUUCUGCUUAUUCAGAGGUCUGCCGCAGUCUUUAAAACGAUGAAAAAUAUAAUCACAAAAUCAGUCCUGUCAGCUAGAUUCUUAGACAAAUUUAGUAAAAUGAUUCAAUUCUGAAUGUUGACUGAAAAAAACAUAUCCAUAUCAAAGCAUUAUGCAUUUUUUAAAAACAAAUGUAUAGUUUUAGGAUGCCUGUGUAAUGUAGAUUUUCAUUUUGCUGUAAAUAAACAAUUUUCUCUUUA
Thunnus maccoyii (southern bluefin tuna) is the source of this 5053-nucleotide messenger RNA. RefSeq names its product STE20-like kinase b (gene slkb). NCBI's taxonomy places the organism in Eukaryota, Metazoa, Chordata, Actinopteri, Scombriformes, Scombridae. The transcript has 18 exons. The record is from RefSeq and is a predicted model, not a curated record. Gene Ontology annotation, molecular function: protein serine/threonine kinase activity; protein binding; ATP binding. The coding region runs from base 16 to 3060 and encodes 1014 amino acids. Gene Ontology annotation, biological process: protein phosphorylation.